AUGUCAGGGUUCUCUCUCAGCUUGAAAAGUCGGGAACCUGGUAAGAAGAGUAUUAAAAGAGACGGCAAGAAGAAGAGAUCAAAUGUCUUCGACGACGCUGAUGUGGGAACAGCAAAGAAAGCCAAGAUACGGCUAACUCAUGUCGAUGAGUAUAAACAACCCGAGAAGAAAAAGCUGGUGAUCAAGCCAAUUGGAGUUAAAAGCUCCUCACAGAAAACUUUGACGGACGCUACAACUGAGAAAACCAACGAUUUGAAGUUUGGACUAAAUACAAGAGAUGCCAUUCAAACCGAUACACCGAAUGCUCGAAUACUCAACAAAGCAUCAGCGGUUUCUGAUGAGCUGCACGAAGCUACAGAACAGCAGGAAUACGAAGAGGUUCCUAUCGAAGAUUUUGGUGAUGCAUUGCUCAGAGGGAUGGGCUGGAAUGGGGAGGAUGACAGCGCCAAGACAUCUGAUAAUAGUACCGUUGAAAAGUCGACUACGGUGAACUCGGUCGCAAAAUUCCGUCCUGCAUUGCUAGGAUUGGGAGCCAAGGCAGGCCGGGGGUCAGAGACAAAGGAAACUGUUGGUUUACCAACGUUUUUGCCAGUAACAAAAGUGAACAAGAAAACUGGCGAAAGGCUUGCAAACGAUUGA
Molecule: messenger RNA, 639 nt
Organism: Lachancea sp. 'fantastica'
Lineage: Eukaryota; Fungi; Ascomycota; Saccharomycetes; Saccharomycetales; Saccharomycetaceae
Source: the annotation of a GenBank genome assembly